Fundulus heteroclitus (mummichog) is the source of this 2864-nucleotide messenger RNA. RefSeq names its product cytoglobin 2 (gene cygb2). NCBI's taxonomy places the organism in Eukaryota, Metazoa, Chordata, Actinopteri, Cyprinodontiformes, Fundulidae. The coding region runs from base 473 to 1057 and encodes 194 amino acids. Gene Ontology annotation, molecular function: heme binding; iron ion binding; oxygen binding. The transcript is spliced from 3 exons. The record is from RefSeq and is a predicted model, not a curated record. Gene Ontology annotation, biological process: oxygen transport.
UUCCAACAAACACACCACAGCCUCCUUCAGCCGGAGAGAGGGGGGCAGAGGAGAAGUGACGGGAGAGCAACAUCAGCACCACUGACAAGCAUCUCCCUCACUGAGGGAUGCAGGGAGACAGGAAAGAGAGGUGGGGAGAAGAGGGCUUCUGAGAUAAGUGGAAGAAUUAAGUUAGUUGGAGAGACGAGCAGUGAAGGAGAGUUGGGAGUCAGAGCUGCUUGGGUGGCAGCUGGGAGAUCAGGAGCUUCUUUUUCUCCUUUCAGUUCUUGGCUGUGAGCUCUCUCUGGCUCCUUUCUCCUCCUUUUUCUCCUCCUCCUCCUUCUCUUCAUCUCCUCUGCUCCUUCUUCUCACCCCGACUCUCCUCCCAGCUCCCGCCGUGGGGUCUCAGCUCUCCAUCUCCCUCCCCCCCUCCCUGGCUCCCUACCUCCCCCGGGCGCUGCUUGGAGACUCCGGGCUGCUGCGCCGCAGGAGGAUGUCUCGGAGGGAGUCUCCGCCGCCGCCUCCGCCACCUCCACAGCUGCUGGGGGGCCAAGGGGGGGACUGCGAGGACCGUCCGGAGCGAACGGAGCCCCUUUCCGACUCUGAAAGGGAGAUCAUCCAGGACACGUGGGGGCAUGUCUACAAGAACUGUGAAGAUGUGGGGGUGUCUGUGCUCAUCCGGUUUUUUGUCAACUUCCCAUCUGCAAAGCAGUAUUUCAGCCAGUUCCAGGACAUGGAGGACCCUGAGGAGAUGGAGCAAAGCAGCCAACUGAGGCAGCACGCUUGCAGGGUGAUGAACGCCAUUAACACCGUGGUGGAGAACCUCAAUGACCCGGAGAAGGUGUCCUCAGUGCUGGCCCUGGUGGGAAAGGCCCAUGCCAUGAAACACAAAGUGGAACCCAUAUACUUUAAGAUCCUGAGCGGAGUGAUCCUGGAGGUGCUGUCUGAAGACUUCCCAGAUUUCUUCACAGCGGACGUGCAGUUGGUGUGGACCAAACUGAUGGGGGCGCUGUACUGGCACGUGACGGGGGCCUACACUGAGGUGGGCUGGCUCCAGGUCUCCAGCUCCGCAGUGUGAAAAAUCAGCAAAGAAGAUGGUAGCAGUUUUUGUUGGAGAAAUAAAUAGCUGCAUGUGUGAACGAAUGGAAGUUUGGUUUCACAGACAUGGAUCAGAUUAACACAGUAAUCCGUGCAACAUUCUUCCACACUUUGGUUGCAUUUUGGUGCUGAGCUUUUGUUGCUGUGCUGCAGAGGUCAGUUGGACACCAAGCGAUGUAACUAGACAUCACCUAAAUCUUCUUAGCUUAUGUCAGUGGUGUUUUGGUACAUGCGUUCUAGCAACAACAAAAAAAAGAAAAAAAAAAGGCUGUUGUUUUUAGUACUUACAAGCCUGUUCUUCUACAGGUAAUUCCCGUGGCUUCAGAAUCACAUAAACCAUCACUCCAUGUGUAGCAUGAGUGCUUUCUCAUUAAAGAACUGCCACAUGUUUAGGCAAGCAACUCUGAGAGCUUUCCAAUUUCAUUUAUUUCUGUGGUGGUCAGUCGUAGCUGUAGCUCAAGGUCUGUUAAGCUUUAGCUGAGAACACACGUGGUUAAACGUAAAAACAGAGGUACAACUUAAGAAAUAUAUUUGAUCUUUAUGAGCUGAGGCAGGGCUUUCACUUUUGGCAGACUUAUCGUCUCAAAUAAGGUUAAAACUAAAUGGUCAGAGUUUAUAAUGACAUUUUGGCAUUGUGGUAUAUCAAUUUCAUUUGUUCAAGUAAAACUUCAAGAUGAAAAAUCUUUCAAUUCAAUCCUGUUUUUUUCGUGACAGUAACCUUUGGCAAAUCUCGAUGUCUUGUUCUUUAUUCUUGGUAGCAAUCCGAGGGGUGAAGUGGUCUGUUAAUCCACACAUCGAGGUAAACUCACACGUUUUGUAUACUAGGCUAGGCGACUAUUGGACUCCUGCUUGAUACUAUUUGGAGGAGAGGAAGAGAAAUUUUGAUGUGGAUGGAAACAUUUCCUGAAUCAAUGCAAUGUUUAUGAGGACCUUUUUAACAAAAGAAAUAGAAAAAUCUCUUGUGAAGAAAGCUGGAAUCAAAGAUAGGCUGUGUGAAGUUUUUUUUUAUUGGUAAUUGCUCCCUUGCCUGUAGUAGAAACAUGACAUAACGAAGUGAGUUUGUAGAAGAAGAAAGAGAUCUUCAGAGGAAGGGAAGACUAACAAUCAAUCAGAUGGACCUCAUUUUAGGUGAUGUUAGCACCAGAAAACAACUCAAACUGAAAAUGUUUUUUAUCCAUGGCGUGCAGUACUAUAUUAGUGGAAAUAUAAAUAUCUACACUUUCACAGACGACAGUUGUUAAGUUUUUCGCCGUUUUUCCAGCGGAACAAUAUCCGUGUUGCUAUGUAAUGUUAUGUUUGUUGAGACUGUCUCAACCUGCCUGAUCAGCUUUACCCUUUCAGUCAGCCGACAUCAUUUCCAAACAUCUGGAAAUCUCUCUAAUGCCGCUGUACAAUUGACGGCCUGUCGGAAAUAUCCAAACGUUUAUUCCUUAUCUUGCAGGCUUAGAGCGGAUUGACGAGAUGGAGUUGAUUACGGACCGAUGCAAUCGACUCCCUCAAUCAAUCAACAAUUUUAUUUGGCUAAGAAAGCUAUCAAAGUUAUCAAACACCCCUGGCGAUGGUGCUGUCACCCUCAGAGUCUGAGGUCCCUGUUACACCUAAUCUGUUUUUAAACAUAUACUUUCCUCCUCUCAUUUAAAAAAUGUCAACAUAGCCGCUUGGAUCCUAAUAAAAAAAAAGCUGUAAUACGUUGUUUACUCCGCUCUUUCUGUUAAUACCUAUAACCUAUUCAGCUCACAUUUAAAUAUGAAUGAAGUCAGAACAAAGGCGUAAUAACGGGUAAAAAA